AUGGUACUCGCUGUAGCCGCACUUUUCUCGAAUGCACACGUGGCUUCCAAAUCAGCCACCGUCUACCGACAACUCAAAGUGAAUGUUGACCUUGUUGAUCUGGUUGAGAGUGUCAACCUUGCUGCAAGUGCCAAUUCUACUUCCAGUGCUAGCUCAAAUGUUGAUUCUGACUCGGGCGACGGAGCCAACUCUGAUCUUAGUGACGAUUCACAAAAAAGCUUUGGCCAGAAUUCUACUACAACGUCUGAGUCUGCAAAUAUGACACAGGUCCCAAACGGUUUAAGCACCGCAAAUCCAAGUGCAACAGCAAAUUCUGACGCGAACAAGAAUAAUGACACCACCACAACGUCCUCUUCAGAAUCGAGCAUAGGAUCGGACGAGGAUGCGAUGACAACGCCAACUCCGGAUGUCAAUAAUGUAUCAGUAGCUGAUAGCUUAACCGAGGAGGUGCGUUGCUUUGUAAAUGACGAUCCGAAGAUGUUGCUUUCGGAUAUGUUCAAAUACAUUGGUGAUGUAUCGGUAAAGAUCCAGCAGUACAAUGUCGAGAAGUACAAGUCUCUUUUGCAAAAAAUUAUAAAUGCCCACGGUCUGACAGGUAUGGAAAUCCCAGGCGUCAACCUUGGCAAGAACUACAAGAUGUAUGAUGUGGAGAGCUGGAUUGGAGAAGGAAAGUAUGACAGCUUCUUCCACUUUCAUAGCAGUCUUGGUUUUGGUAAGCAAAGGUCCGACUACGGAAGACUUAAACAGCAGCUCGAUCAAGUACCAAUAUUCGGCUUCAAUUCUGGUCGAUACGAUAUCAACUUGAUUAAGAGCGACUUAUUUGCCAUCAUUGGUACAGACAAUAUCGAAUCUGUCAUUAAGAACCCCAGCUACAUGUGCAUUGCUACAUCAAACAUGAAAAUGCUCGAUAUUAGCAACUAUGUACCAGCUGGUACCAGCUACGAUAAGUAUCUUACGACAUAUCUCGGUGGCUGCAAAUGUGAAGACAAAAUUAGAUGUGUUUGUGGUCUUGGUAAGGGUAUUUUCCCAUACGAGUACAUCACAUCAUAUGGUGUGCUAAGUCAGACUACCAUCCCGCCUAAAUCAGCUUUUGACAGCAAGCUUCGUGGAACAAGUAUCACUAGGGAUGAAUACGAACGAGUAAAGUUCGUGUGGGGGUACUAUGGGAUGAAAUCUAUCAAGGACCUAUUGAUCUGGUACAACAAUCUCGAUGUAGUUCCAUGUAUUAAGGCCAUCAAGUCUCAGCGUGAGCUAUUCAUGCGUUUCGAUCUCGAUAUGUUCUCGGAUGGAGUGUCGCUACCUGGUCUUUCAGAGAAGGUUAUGUAUCAGACUUGCUUCAACAAUCUUCAAUAUCCGGAUAAGAAACCUGCUAACGCAUUCCAUUUUCCAGCUAAGCGCAUGAGUGGCUAUAAGAUCCAGGAUGAUAAGGCAAAACGGAAAUUUGGUAUGACACUCGAUCACUUGAAUAUAUUGCUGCAAAAGCAAAAGUAUCUGUGUGGCUUAUGCUACUGUCAGCUAACCAAAGAAACCGCUUCAGCCGAUCGCAUCAACAACAAGCUUGGGCACAUCGAUGGAAAUAUAUUGGUCAGCUGUAUCAAGUGCAAUACCGCCCGUAAAGACAUGUCGCUCAGAGGAUUUCGCUACAAGAAAUUGCUUGAGUUCAACUCGGACAGGUUGGUGUAUAGCAUUGAUAAAGAAGAAAAGGACAUCUACGCUAAAAUGAAGGCUAACAUUGCUGGAGGUCCAUCUAUUAUCUUCAAUCGCUAUGCCAAACGCAACGAGACCAAGAUUCGAGGUAAGCUGUGUAAAAAGAUUAUUGGAUACGAUGCUAAUGCUCUCUAUCUGUGGGCACUUGGUAAUGAAAUGCCAUGCGGACGAUUGACUACGAUCGAUGCAUAUGAAGGCAUUGUCGAGGACAUUGUCACUGACAAGAUUUUUGGAUUCCUCGAAUGUGAUAUUCGUACUCCAGACCAUCUUAAAGACUACUUCAGUGAGAUGACCCCAAUUUUCGAAAAUACGCUUAUCGAUUGUACUGAUGAGAGUGUCAUUGGACACCACAUGUACGCGUACAACGAGACACGUAAGAAAAGCCGAGCAAAACCAGCUCGUAAGCUGAUAGGUAGCUACUUUGGUGAGAAGAUCCUUGUCUACGCGCCUUUGCUUAAGUGGUAUCUCGAUCAUGGAAUGGUGAUCACAAAGACUUACAGCUUUAUCAAAGCGAGCUCUCACAAGCCUUUUGAGUCGUUCAUGGGCCAAGUGUCCGAUGCACGACGCGAGGGAGAUGUGAACAAAGCUAUAGAUUUCUUGAACAGCCUCAAGAAAACUGUUUCAAAGUGGCGGUUAAAAGAUGAUGAAGACGAUGUCAAAAAAUAUUUUGAAGAGCUUUCGUAUCAUCAGAUAUCGACUGAGAUGGUUAUAUCUAAAUCCAAAGACUAUGGAUUUCAGUCUGAUGACCUAAAAAGACUAAUCAAAGAAGUAUCCGAUGUUCAUGAGUUUGCCAAGAGUAACAGCAUGAUAGCUGAGAUGAUGAAACUGGUUGGCAAUAGUGCUUUCGGUCGAUCCGGAAUGGAUAUGAGUAAGCACAAAGUGGUUAAUUAUGAGUCGAACGAUGAAGCUAUUAAGAGAAAGAUCGAGCACUUUACGUUCCACGGGUUAGAGGAGCUCAAUGGUUCUUGUGAAAUUACGAUGAAGAAACGCCGUCUUAAUAACAAGAACCCAAUCCAUUUGUCAAUCGCUAUUUAUCAGCUUGCUAAGCUUCGCAUGCUUCAACAGCGGCUAUAUCGCUUUCAGCUGCGAGAACCCCUUUAG
Molecule: messenger RNA, 2808 nt
Organism: Plasmopara halstedii
Lineage: Eukaryota; Oomycota; Peronosporomycetes; Peronosporales; Peronosporaceae
Exons: 3
Coding region: 1-2808 (935 amino acids)
Source: RefSeq, a predicted model, not a curated record